This is a messenger RNA of Spirodela intermedia, 751 nucleotides long. The record is from the annotation of a GenBank genome assembly. Lineage: Eukaryota; Viridiplantae; Streptophyta; Magnoliopsida; Alismatales; Araceae.
AUGGCGGGCUUCCACGGGCGGCAGGGCUUCCACCGCCGCCACGCCCACAGACAGUGGGGUCCCCCGCCGACUCCUCCCCACUACGGCGGCUUCUCUGGUUACGCUCUCCCUCCCCCGUAUCUCUCCACCAUUUACCAGCCGGGAUGGAGCUAUGGCCCCCCCCAGCCCAUGCCUCCCGCUCCUUCUCCUCCUCCGAGUACUCCUCGUCUGGGGACCGAGAUCGUCACCCUCCUUCUGCGGACGCAGAUCGAAUACUACUUCAGGUACCCCUCUCUCCGUCUCUGUACCGAUUUCGAUGAUCGCCGAUCUUGCGCCUGGAUCCAUUAACGACGGACUGGAAUCUGCGCAGCGAGGACAAUCUGGCGAGAAACGUCCACCUGAAGAUGCAGAUGGACGAGGAAGGCUGGGUGAGCGUGCAUACCAUCGCCAGCUUUCCGAGGGUAAGCGACUGUCAUUCCGACUGCUGCCGCCGAUUUCUCUUCCCUUGGAUCUCCGUGGGGGGUUGAACCAAGGCAUUUCCUCGCAGGUGAAACGGCUGACGAACGACGUGGUGCUCAUACUGCGGUCGCUGCAGCCUUCUCCCACCGUGGAGGUGGAGGUGAUGGUGAGUCUUCCGACCCUGGAUCUGGAAACCUGAUCGAACCUGUGGAUUUUUUGUCUAGUUCGGCUGAUGUGUGCGUCGAUCUUGACUUCGCAGGAUGGCAAAAUGAGGAGGAGGGGGACGUGGAAAAAGUGGCUGAUUCGAAGGUAG